Rhizoctonia solani is the source of this 528-nucleotide messenger RNA. RefSeq lists its product as uncharacterized. The transcript has 2 exons. NCBI's taxonomy places the organism in Eukaryota, Fungi, Basidiomycota, Agaricomycetes, Cantharellales, Ceratobasidiaceae. The record is from RefSeq and is a predicted model, not a curated record. The coding region runs from base 1 to 528 and encodes 175 amino acids.
AUGCCCACUGAGAACGCAUUAUCCAACCCCAGGCCCUUGCGGAAAGGCAAGGGCCGUGCUGAUGCGCCUCUUGAGCCCAAGAAGAAACCCAGUCGCAAGAGAGGCGCAGUGAUGUGGACAAGUGGCAAGUACGUACGCUUGUAUUGCAAGAUCUUGGUGAUACGCCCAACAGGCAACAAUCAGUGGGAGCUUGUGAGUACAGAGCAUAGCGCUGAGGGCACCACAAAGCACAGCCUGGAGUUGUGCAAGAUGCGCUGGUAUCCGGUCUUGAAGCUUAAGAAGCCAACCGGCGGGGCCAAGAUGCACCCCCUACAUUGCCUUGUGUUAGCAAUUGAUGCGGAAAUCUGUAAAUCAACUGGAACGUACGUGAUGAACAACAAGGCCAACAACAACCCCUAUGGUGAUCUUGCUAUCAAGUUUCAACGUGCCAAAGACAAUAUGCACCGGUACAAAAUGGAUCCCAACUGCCCACCCAAGUUCAACAUCCCAAUGCCUGACAAGGAUGCACAGUGUCGUAGACACAGUUGA